Didymodactylos carnosus is the source of this 651-nucleotide messenger RNA. Lineage: Eukaryota; Metazoa; Rotifera; Eurotatoria; Philodinida; Philodinidae. The record is from the annotation of a GenBank genome assembly.
AUGGGUUCAACACCAUCGCUGCCAGCUACAACAGAUGUCGAUGAUAUCAUUGCUAGUACGGGUUUAACAAAGAAGGCAAUAAGAGCAUUAUGGACAAGAUUUAAAGAUUUAGAUCGUGAUGUAAGCGGCGGCGACAGCAAAGGUUAUUUGACCCUAGACGAUUUAAGUCGUGUACCAAAAUUUGAUGAAAAUCCCAUAGCACCACGUUUAAUGAAAGUUAUUUUCGAUGAUUUUGGUACAAAUGAUAAAUUAAAUUUUAAACAGUUCGCUCAAUUUAUGAGUAUAUUUUCAAGACGUGAAACACACUUGUCAUUACGAGCACGAACUGACAGUAAUAAAAAUACGUUGAAAAAUUAUGAAACAGACGUUAGAUAUUCAAUGUACGAUACGAUUCUUGCAAAAAAAAUUAAAUUCAUGUUUCGAAUGUACGAUAUUGAUCGUGAUGGUAAAAUUUCAAAAGAAGACGCCCAAGAAACAUUAAAAAUGAUGGUUGGUGAAAUUAGUGAUGAAGAAGCCUCAAUCAUUGCUGAAAAAGUGAUUGAUGAAUUUACAGACAAUAAUCCCAAUGCUGUUGUUAAUUUGACGAAUUUUGAAAGAACAUUACUACUAAUUGACUUUAAAGACAAAAUGGGUUUAAAAUUAUUGAAAUAA